ACGCUGCUCUAGCGACACCAUAUUCGUCAUAUUCUGCCAUAGAGCUCAGUCUCACACUCUCUCUCUCUCUCUCACUGUGUUUUGCUAAAUCCAAGAAACGAAACCUGCAGGAAAAGCAGAAUUUGAAGCAAAGCUAUGUCUUUCAGCUGGGCUUUCAUGGCCAGUUGGUUCACACCCACCUCGCUUUUCGUCCUCCUCAACCUCACCAUCUUAACCAUCAUUCUCACCUCCCAUCUUGGUUCUCAGAGAAAACCACAAGAACAGCAACACCACCACCACCAGCAGCUUGAGCAAGCUCCGUCCUUUCUCAACCGAGUAAGGUCGAUCAACUUCUCACUCUACAAGUUCGAGCAACCCAACGCCGCAGACCCAGUCACCGAGUUUUUCCAACCAGCAGGCGUUCUCAAUCACGUCGAAAUUCCGUACCAGAACCCGGAUCACCCUUCGACGACACAACUCGCCAGGUCUCCUUCCCUCUUGGAACGCCUCAAGUCGAUCAACCUCUACUCUCUCUACGGAUCCGACUCGUCCGCAAUGGAGUCGGAAAUUCUUCACCCCACGGAGCCCGACCAAGGCACUCGGAAUCUGAAAGCGGAGACUGACAACAUGGUCAAGCGAAGCAACUCGGACAAUGGCGUCGGAGUUACUAAAAGACCGGCGGUUGAGAAGAUAAAGAAGUCUGCGAGCGAGAAGUCCGCGCUAGGGAGCUCGGAGGAGAUCAAGACGGGGAGAGCCUUGCCGGACGAAGAGGUGGACGCGAAGGCGGAUGAUUUCAUCAACAGGUUUAAGCAGCAGCUGAGGUUGCAGCGCCUUGACUCUCUUCUGCGUUACAGGGAGUUGCUGAACAGAAAUAAUUAGGAUCGUCAAUUUUGUUUUUGCUCCUAUUGGCCGAUUAUGUCCAGCUAUGCUCCAUCACCCCCGAUGGGAAUAGUAUGGGUAUUUCGGUCAUUUAGGCUUA
Juglans microcarpa x Juglans regia is the source of this 958-nucleotide messenger RNA. RefSeq names its product pathogen-associated molecular patterns-induced protein A70-like. The transcript is spliced from 2 exons. The record is from RefSeq and is a predicted model, not a curated record. The coding region runs from base 136 to 858 and encodes 240 amino acids. Lineage: Eukaryota; Viridiplantae; Streptophyta; Magnoliopsida; Fagales; Juglandaceae.